AUGGCGACAGGGGGAAACUUUUUAGCUAAUAGCCCCAAAAAAGGCUACGACGCGUACGAAACGUAUAUCGAAGACCCCUCCUCCGUCGAGGAGAAAUUAUUCGGCCACUCGGCGGAGGAGUCCGACGACAAGGACGCUCCGGCAGUGUUCUUCUGCGACAAAUGCAAACUACCUGUCGGGGAUUCUCUGUCAUGGGACGGCAGCGACGACAAACGAAACCACAUUCACCUCAAGCGAGUCACCGAAAACGUGCUGGUUUCAAAAGACGCUCGGCUGCAUGAAGAUAGCAAAGGUUCUCCCUGUAUAAUUGUGGAUUUGGUGUGUCGGGGGUGCCAGACUGUUUUGGGGAUGAUCUACAAGUCCACACCAAUAAGCAUGGACCACAAGAGAUAUACUUUUUGCUUCAUGGUGGCAAAAAUUGGCAGUUAUGAAUUGGGUACCGCUAGCCAGAUGUUGUCAGGAGGGGGCGCCAACAGGCAGCCGGUCACUCUGGAAGUCAGAGACGACGUUGAACGGCAGCUCACUGAGAUGAAGAUGAUGGUGUUGUCGAUGGCACGUCACUUGGAGGAGCUGGAAGUUAAAGACAAGGCCUGA
Messenger RNA from Nerophis lumbriciformis (worm pipefish), 594 nucleotides. Lineage: Eukaryota; Metazoa; Chordata; Actinopteri; Syngnathiformes; Syngnathidae. The record is from RefSeq and is a predicted model, not a curated record.